CUCUUCCAAUCUCAUCCAUUCCUGUGUGGGUAAUGGUAAUGGCGCUAACUCUAUCCAACACGUUCCUCCAGAGGAAACUUUCAUCUCCAUCUAUUCCUUCAUCAAAGAAACCGAUUCCGACAAUCUCUUCCAUUCGACCUACUUGGAGUUGCAGAAAGAAAGAUGUUCAUCCUCAAUUUUACGAGGACGCAAAGGUGUAUUGUAAUAAUGAGCAGGUUAUGACGACAGGCGGGACACAGCAGGAGUACGUGGUUGAUGUUUGGUCGGGAAAUCAUCCGUUCUACCUUGGAAACCGCUCGGGAGUUCUCGUCGAUGCUGACCAGGUCGAGAAAUUCAAAAGUAAGUUUGGCGAGCUCUCGCAGCUCAUGCAGAUUCCAAAUCUCAAGGGAGAAAUUAUCCUUCCGCCCAAACGCAAGUCUGCAAAAGGGAAGAAGAAGUAGCAGUAGUAUGAAUGACUUCAAACUUGUAUGAUUUCUGUAUUAUCGUCAUGUUUUUUUGUUUGUAAUUUCAUUGACUGCUUUUGAAUCCAAUUUGGAAGAGCAUUUUAAAAAAAAAAAACUAAAGAAAUGCACACUGAUGAAUUUCCAUCAUCA
Messenger RNA from Impatiens glandulifera, 593 nucleotides. RefSeq names its product 50S ribosomal protein L31, chloroplastic. Gene Ontology annotation, cellular component: ribosome. The transcript has a single exon. NCBI's taxonomy places the organism in Eukaryota, Viridiplantae, Streptophyta, Magnoliopsida, Ericales, Balsaminaceae. The record is from RefSeq and is a predicted model, not a curated record. Gene Ontology annotation, biological process: translation. Bases 33 to 440 code for a protein of 135 amino acids. Gene Ontology annotation, molecular function: structural constituent of ribosome.